GAUGAGUACUGAGAUAAUAAUGAAUAUGAUAAUAAUAAUGAUAAUAACUGUGAAAUACCAAUAGCUAUCAUUAUGUUCCUAUUGCGCAACUGUUGCUAUUGAUAAAAGUAACUAUGAAUUAAAUGUGAAGAAACAAAACAGAUAAUUUCUCAAGACCCCAGUCAAUUUAAAAAGAAAUUAAAUUCAUUUUCAGAUAAAUUGCUUUGAUAUUACUGAAUUAGGAGGUAUGCAUUAGGAGGGAUAUGCAGUCAUGCGUGGCUGUGGCCUUAUUGAAUUUUUAUUCUUAUUGAGUUUCACUUCCUCUAGAAACAAUAUUUAUUUGGUGAAAAGGGAACUGUGAUUUUUUAAUCUUUUAGUUACAGUGUGAUUGCGAUCAUUAUUUAAUGACAGCUGCAUGAUAUCCAGCAUUGAUAAACAUAUUCUCUGAGCCUGUGCAAAUUUAAAUGUUCAGACAUGACUACCAGUAUACUUCUAUUGAUUCUUCUCAGUGUCCCUGCACUCAGUAUUGAACAUGCCAGCAUGUUUAUCUUAAAGGAGAAACCGUUGUGCAGGUGGGAGUGUAUGAACUUCGCUCUCCAAUGGCCGGGAGCUUUCUGUGUGAGCUUGAAGAACAUCUCAGGCUGUGUGGUACCACAACAUGUUCAGAACUGGACCAUUCAUGGGUUAUGGCCUAUGCACGUUGACAAAUGUUGCGAAUGCUGGCCCAUUUUCAACUCCGAUCUUGAGGAACUCGAACCUGAACUCACCCAGCUAUGGCCGUCGUUGAUCAAGGGAAGAAAUUUCACAUUUUGGAGAAACGAAUGGAUCAAACACGGUUCCUGCGCAGCCUGCAAGGAAGGCAUGAACUCCCCGACGCGAUACUUUCAGACAUCACUCAAGCUGCGCAGACGUUUCAACAUUGAUGAAAUCUUGAGGAAUUCAGGUAUUGAACCUUCCUGCAUUAACUCUUACAAGAGUGAUGACCUCCGUAAGGCACUGGCUCCGAUUCUGAGCGACAUUCAUGAGAUCCAGUGUGUGACAGACGACAAAGAGCGGGAAGUAUUGGUCCAAGUGAAGAUACCCCUUUAUCUGAAUUUCACACUGGGAUGUCACCAGCACGACCAGGAUUCCGUACUCUCUUCCCCACCCUUGACCAAAUCUCCUUUACGUCCUUGUCCCACACACUCUCCCAUAUUCUAUUUUCCCAUCAAGCAUGAAGAUCCGUACCAUCCAUGUGCCUGAAUGCACACCAAGCACAAAGUCCAGACAUUUAGUUAAAUGUGACAGAUAUUCCAGCAUUUUACCAUUCAUUAAUGCUGUUUUCAGUUCAAACAUAAAAACUGUAAUUCCCUACUGAUAGUGUGUAGAAAUAAAUCCCACUGAAAACUG
Messenger RNA from Paramormyrops kingsleyae, 1368 nucleotides. RefSeq names its product ribonuclease T2, like (gene rnaset2l). The record is from RefSeq and is a predicted model, not a curated record. Gene Ontology annotation, molecular function: RNA binding; ribonuclease T2 activity. Gene Ontology annotation, biological process: RNA catabolic process. Gene Ontology annotation, cellular component: extracellular region. NCBI's taxonomy places the organism in Eukaryota, Metazoa, Chordata, Actinopteri, Osteoglossiformes, Mormyridae.